CUGUACCCACGAUCGGAAGAUUACGUGCGUUGCGUACACGCAAUUCAAAUCCUCUCGCGUAAUAAUUUAUCCCCGAACCCACCCUCUUCACUUGUCCUCUCUCUCUUUCUCUCUCCAUGUCUCUCAAUAUAUAUACCUUUUCUCACUCCUUUCAGCUUAAAAAAGUAUAACACAAGCCCCUCGAAAGCAGGGACUUGCAGAACCAUGCCACAGCGGGACGCAUACGAGACCGACUGGAUCGUCGAAGUCAACGAGAGCCUCAAGUGCAUGCCCACCGACGAGCGACAGUAUUGGAAGAAGCGGUCCAUCUACCGGGUCCCUACCUCUGUCACCGACCUCAAUCGCAAGGCCUUCCAGCCGCAGUCUGUCUCCUUCGGUCCCUACCACCACGGCAAAAGCCACCUCCGCACCAUGGAGGACCACAAGUGCCGUGCGUUUCUCCAAUUCCUGAGACGGUCUGGGAAGCCUCUCGAUCCCUUCCUCGAGUCCCUGAGGGAAGUGGCACGGGACCUCGAGGAGAGCUAUGACACACUGGGCCCGGAGUGGAAGGAGGGCGGCCGAGAGGGCGCAGGGGACCGGUUCCUAAAGCUGAUGAUCAUUGACGGCUGCUUCAUGCUUGAGAUCCUGAGGGCCGCGACACAGGAGGUGGAUGACUAUGAGCCUGAUGACCCUAUAUUUCACACCCGCGGGAUGCUUUACAUAAUGCCAUACAUAUGGCCAGACAUGCUGAUGCUGGAGAAUCAGCUGCCAAUGCUAGUGUUGGAUCGGCUGGUUGCUGUCGAGAGCGAUGGCAAGGAGGAUGACGAAUACAUCAACAGGCUCAUCCUCAAUUACUGCUCCCCCGUCAAGCACACCGCAAGGAUAGGCAAAUGCUUGCACGUCCUGGACGUUGUCAGGAAGAGCCUACUACUAUACGAGAAGCCCAAGCCGGACAAGGUGGGGUGCGAGGGCUUUCUGUUAGUCAGGUCGGCCACUGAGCUCAUCGAGCAUGGGAUCCGGCUCAAGAAGAGCAAGACCAAAAGCCUCACGGACAUCUCCUUUGCCGGCGGGGUCCUGAGUCUCCCUGAGGUCGUGGUGGAAGAAGCAACCGAGUCCAUGUUCCUCAACCUCAUCACCUUUGAGCGCUUCCACGUCAGGACGGGGAAUGAGGUCACAUCCUACAUUUACUUCAUGGACUACAUCAUCGACAAUGUUUGUGACGUCACGCUUCUCCACAACUUGGGCAUAGUCCUGAAUGUCCUGGGGGAUGACAAGGAAACCACCGAGCUGUUCCACUUGAUGGCCAAGUACACAACAAUAGAACCCGACAACAGUCUCAUUGCCGUGUGCAAUGAGGUCAACGAGUACUGCAACAAGCCCUGGAAUAAGUGGAGGGCUAAUCUCAUCCAGACAUACUUCAGGAGUCCUUGGGCUUUAUUGUCUCUCAUCGCCGCCAUCUUCCUCUUCGCACUCGCUACUAUUCAGACCGUUUAUACCGUUCUCAGCUACAAGACUUGAACCCACCCUUUGCCUCUCCGUACAAUAAUUUUCCCUUUCCAGUCAUGUUCAUUUCCCACUUUUAAUGAACCGAAUGAUGGACAUUUGGCUGUUUAUUUAUCAUUAUCAUAUGAUAAUUCUCUUGUUUCA
This is a messenger RNA of Eucalyptus grandis, 1626 nucleotides long. RefSeq names its product UPF0481 protein At3g47200-like. NCBI's taxonomy places the organism in Eukaryota, Viridiplantae, Streptophyta, Magnoliopsida, Myrtales, Myrtaceae. The record is from RefSeq and is a predicted model, not a curated record. Bases 205 to 1497 code for a protein of 430 amino acids. The transcript has 2 exons.